AUGAAACAGCAGCAGCAGCACCCACAGAGGCACCCACAGAGGCACCCACAGACGCUCAGGGCUGUAGCAGACAUGUCGGCGGCUGCUUCGGGCACCAGUAGAGCGGCUCAAGGCUCUGAUGUGGCCCAGAAGAAGCGCAGGGGACCGGGCGCAUUGGCCACGGCUUAUCUGGUCAUUUACAACGUGGUGAUGACAGCGGGGUGA
Knipowitschia caucasica is the source of this 204-nucleotide messenger RNA. NCBI's taxonomy places the organism in Eukaryota, Metazoa, Chordata, Actinopteri, Gobiiformes, Gobiidae. The record is from the annotation of a GenBank genome assembly.